Chenopodium quinoa (quinoa) is the source of this 345-nucleotide messenger RNA. RefSeq names its product fibronectin-binding protein A-like. NCBI's taxonomy places the organism in Eukaryota, Viridiplantae, Streptophyta, Magnoliopsida, Caryophyllales, Amaranthaceae. The record is from RefSeq and is a predicted model, not a curated record. The coding region runs from base 1 to 345 and encodes 114 amino acids. The transcript has a single exon.
AUGGGAUAUGCUUACUACAAAAACCGUCGUUCACCAUUAGCAUUAGCUGUCUUACUGAUCGCGUUAUCAUUGAUGAGUGACCAUCAUAUCCAUGUGGUGGCUCGUCAUCUCAUGGAAGCAAGUUUGUCUGAUGAUCUCCCUGAGGUUCCUGACCCCGAGACACCUGAUGAUCCUGAUGACCCUGUAGACGAGAACCCUGUCCCUGCAGCUCCUUACAAUCCCUUGUUGCCUCAGCCUAAUCUGCCAGAAGUUCCUGGGGAUUUACCUGAAGUACCGCCUUCUCCAGAGUUGCCACUCCCUAAAUUUCCGACUACCUCAACUCAAGCAGUGGCCACUAGACCAUAG